CACCUCCAAAUUCCACAAUCUCGUUUUCGUGAUUAAUAAAAGUGAAAAAAAAAAAAAAAAAAAAACAGUAAUUCAAAAUUUGUUGUUGAACUCAAAAAUUCCCUUUUUGAUUUUUCCAGAGCCAAGCUUGAAGCACUCCGUCGGAAAUCAUCUCUCGGACAAAAAAAAAAAAUGACAUGAGCUUCCUGAAGGAACUCAUCGACUCUUUUGGCUCAAUCUUUAGCUCCCCAGCCUACGAUUCCAACCCAAACCCAAACCCUAUCCAUCCCAAUUCUUCUUCUUCUUCUUCUUCUUCAUCAUCAACCAUGGAAGGCGUGUCGAACGAGCGCGUCGCACACAAGCUCAAGGGUUACCACGACUUGGCAACGGAAGAGAUCGCCAAGGCCGUUAGAGCCGAAGAGUGGGGCUUAGUCGACGAUGCUAUUCUUCACUACAAAAACGCCCAGAGAAUACUCCUCGAAGCUAGUUCCACUCCUGCUCCUUCAUAUAUUACCUCCAGUGAACAAGAGAAGGUGAAAUCUUACCGUCAAAAAAUAUCAAAAUGGCAGGGUCAUGUGUCAGAAAGAUUACAAGCUUUAAGUAGGCGUGCAGGUGGCACAUCGACAAGCAAGAGCCCUGCACUGAAUCCUAGAAAGGAUGUUUUGAAAAAAUCUUCUUCUUUUAGUACAAACAGCCCAAGAAUGAGGAAUCAGACAGAUAAAGUUGAAAGCUCUAAACCUACAAAAGAUGCUAACUCUGGUUAUGAAGACAAAUUGGUUGAAAUGAUAAAUACUACAAUAGUGGAUAGAAGUCCGUCUGUUAAAUGGGAAGAUGUUGCUGGUCUUGAGAAGGCAAAGCAAGCUUUAAUGGAGAUGGUAAUCUUGCCAACUAAAAGAAGGGACUUAUUUACUGGUCUUCGGAGGCCAGCUAGAGGUUUGCUUCUCUUUGGUCCACCCGGUAAUGGGAAGACCAUGCUUGCCAAAGCAGUUGCUUCAGAGUCCGAGGCAACAUUUUUUAACGUCUCUGCAUCUUCCUUGACAUCAAAAUGGGUGGGGGAGGCUGAAAAGCUUGUACGGGCUCUGUUCAUGGUUGCUAAAUCCAGACAGCCAUCUGUAAUUUUCAUGGAUGAAAUUGAUAGUGUCAUGUCAACAAGAUUGGCUAAUGAAAAUGAUGCGAGUCGAAGGUUAAAGUCAGAGUUUCUUAUACAAUUUGAUGGGGUGGCCUCUAAUAGUAAUGAUGUAAUAAUUGUCAUUGGUGCUACUAAUAAGCCACAAGAACUGGACGACGCAGUUCUUAGGAGAUUGGUGAAGCGAAUAUACAUACCUUUACCAGAUGAAAAUGUUAGGAGACUACUUCUUAAGAACAAACUCAAGGGCCAGGCCUUUUCCUUACCCAGUGGAGAUAUAGAGAGACUUGCCAGAGUGACAGAGGGAUAUUCUGGAAGUGAUCUACAAGCGUUAUGCGAAGAGGCUGCAAUGAUGCCAAUCAGAGAGCUAGGUGCUAACAUUCUUACUGUCAAAGCAAAUCAGGUAAGGCCACUAAGAUAUGAAGAUUUCCAUAAGGCAAUGACGGUCAUCAGACCCAGCUUAAACAAAAGCAAGUGGGAAGAGCUUGAGCAAUGGAAUGAAGAGUAUGGCUCUAACUGAAUUUUUUACAUGUUACGAUUUUAACAAUUCAAAGCAAAGCUGUGUUAUAGUGAUUCAAACCUACCGGCUACCAGUGAGUGGUAAAAAGGAAAAGGCAAAUCCUAGUUGUCUACAUUGUGUAAAUGUCACUCCUCACAACCUGAAUCUUUCUAUUGUUGAAUGAUUUGUAUUCUUCUGCACAAUUACGAAGACUGGUCUUUAUGUCUCUAAAAAGUUUAUUGUAAAACAAUUUGAAUGAAGUUUAUAUAUGGUUUAUGAAUUAUCAUCA
Quercus lobata is the source of this 1893-nucleotide messenger RNA. RefSeq names its product AAA-type ATPase family protein. Gene Ontology annotation, cellular component: microtubule cytoskeleton. The record is from RefSeq and is a predicted model, not a curated record. The coding region runs from base 177 to 1625 and encodes 482 amino acids. Gene Ontology annotation, molecular function: ATP hydrolysis activity; ATP binding. The transcript has 14 exons. Lineage: Eukaryota; Viridiplantae; Streptophyta; Magnoliopsida; Fagales; Fagaceae.